Ctenopharyngodon idella (grass carp) is the source of this 2932-nucleotide messenger RNA. RefSeq names its product beta-1,4-glucuronyltransferase 1 (gene b4gat1). Bases 310 to 1605 code for a protein of 431 amino acids. The transcript is spliced from 2 exons. NCBI's taxonomy places the organism in Eukaryota, Metazoa, Chordata, Actinopteri, Cypriniformes, Xenocyprididae. Gene Ontology annotation, molecular function: glucuronosyltransferase activity. The record is from RefSeq and is a predicted model, not a curated record.
UAAACACACGUAUAAACAUGCGCAGUGUGUGCUCUUCACGAACGCGUUUCUCUUCUGCUUGUUCACAGGCGUCUAACGGGCGUCUUUUCGCAUGCAUUCAAACAUGCAAGUUCAUUCCCGCUCAAUCUGACCUGCACUACAUCUUGCUGCAGUGCAAUGCAAGUCAGUGCAAUGUCUGCUGCAUGCAUGAAGGCUGCAUAGCUAGACAGUGGUACCCUGGCUAACCCUAGGUGAGCUGUGUGUACUGUAGCCAUAGACACCAUUUGAGAAUAUUUCGUUAAUAUUCACUAGAAAGUACCAGUAAUUGUAAUGCAUUUCUCUAAAAAAUGCUCAGUGUUUAAGGUGGUGCUCAGUGCCCUUCUCAUUGUUGCACUGUUGCAGCUUUUAUAUCUGUCUUUCCUUUCAAAAUUGCAUGGCAAACAGCAGCGCUACAAGUAUUCUGAGCUGUUCGGCUCCAAAAAGACUGAAAAACAAGCUGAGAAGAACCCCAGACGGGAACAUCUCAGAUACUCUUUAUCGACAGGCGGUAUCUUCGAUGGGAGUGGACAGUAUCGUGUGUAUAAGAACCUGAUUAAAAGUGACUUCUCUACCAAUCAGAAGCCAGGAGCAGAUCCGAGAUCGCACCAUCUGGCUUUGGCUACGCAUACGACUAUCAACAACCUUCACCAUUUGAACUCUUUGCUGGAGCGCUGGCAGAAUCCUCUGUCUGUAGCUAUAUUUGCCAACGGCCAAGAUGUCAAGUUUGCAACGGCCUUUGUCUACGCCCUUAGCCUGUUUUGCCCUCAAGUUCAAGCGUUGGUGGACUUCCACCUGGUCUGCCAUUCAGGAGAAAUGGCCAGUUUUCCAGAGCAGGAUCGAGAGCACUUUGCCGGUCUCGAGGAGAAGGGCUGUCCUGGUGUCUUCGCGAAGCUCGAAUCCCACAGAGACAAGUAUAAAAACUAUGCCAUCGGCAGCAACGUCUCGUACCCCAACAACCUUCUCCGCAACGUGGCCCGCAGUGGCACAGACGCGGCCUACAUUCUGGUCAUCGAUGUUGACAUGAUACCCAGUGCCAAUUUGCACCACCAGUUUGUGACCAUGUUGAUGAGGAGCGAACCAGCUGCGGACGAAGUCCUUGUGCUUCCUGCUUUUGAGAUCAGACACACCCGCAAAAUGCCCGCCUCGAAGUCAGAGUUGGUGCAGCUCUAUCAGGUUGGAGAGGUGCGACCGUUCUACGAUGAACUUUGCCCUCGCUGUCAGGCUCCCACUAACUACUCCCAGUGGAUCAAUCUGGCCAGCAAAAGCUCUGGGCCGCUGGAGGUGGCGUACACCAUAAACUGGGCUGAUCCGUGGGAGCCUUUCUACAUUGGUGCUCGAUCGGUUCCUCUCUACGACGAGAACUUCAGGCAGUAUGGCUUCAACCGUAUCAGCCAGGCCUGCGAGCUUCACGUCGCAGGUUACCGGUUCUCCGUGCUGAGCAAUGCAUUUGUGGUGCACAAAGGCUUUAAGGUCCAGGGAGAGUUUCACAGCAGAAAGGAUGAGGAGAACCGGAAGAACCGCAUCCUCUUCCGUAGCUUCAAGGAGAGUCUGAAGGCCAAGUAUCCCAACUCUCCUCGCCGCUGCUGAGAAAACAGAGAUGUUACAUCAACACACUACAAUCAAAUCCUGAACUACAUCUUCCAGACUUCUUGUAGACGCUUGAGAAGCAUAGAUGCACAAAACUGAAACUAAGAACCUGUUUGCAUUUCCACCCAUUUCAAAACAUCAAAAAACUGUACUGUAACAAGAGAAUGCACAUUAUUUUAUUUAUAAGAUGAAGACAUGAUCCGUCAUACUUUUAAAACGAGAAACUAAAUAAAAAUGAUCCUUUUUAUUUAUAAUGACUAAAAUUGUUUUGUUUUUUAAAUGUGUGACACCUUUGGAUUCUGAGAGCAAGAUACAAAGUCAUUUCACACCUUUAAAGUUUAUUUAUUUAUUUGAUUUUAACUAUGUUCCAUCUCACUUUUCUGAGGUGUUCUCCGUAUUUAAUGUAUUAUUUCACCCAAUUUUAACCUGAGAAAUGUUUUGUCUAAGUAAAUAAUAAGUUACUGAACGUUCGUCAUAUUAUUAGAGUACGAUACAGUAUAAGAGGCGAGAUGUUGUGACUGUACGGUACAUGUGUUUGAGUUACUGACGAGACGUCUCGUAAAGACCCAGAGAUUAGUUGUAAAGCUAUUAACAUAUUAAGGUCGAUAGGCCACCUUUAUGCUAAUAACAACUCCAAAGACGCUCAAAGACCCUGAUGAUAAUACAGGCAUGAGGAGCAGUGUCUGAAAAUCAUAUUAGUGUUUUAAUUACAUCUAACUUGUGGAUUAGGGGUAGAAAAUUAAUGAUUAGAUUAAUGCGGGAAUUUACAGGUUGUAGUGACUGUAGCCACCACAUGGUGUGCAGAUAAAGCAAUACUGUGUGUGUCACACAUAUUUACAUGAACUGUAAGAGAUAUGUAGUGUUUAACACUGAAUGGGGCUUGUAUGUAUUGUCCUUUUUGGAAGCUAUAUAUUCUAAGGCUAAAUUAAAAAAAAAAAAAUGAAUCCCUUUUCUUUUAGUUUUAACAUUAUUUUUCUUGCCUGAUAUAGAAUGAGUGUUUUUUUACAUCAGUCUCCAUUAGUAAUAUUAUUUUGCCAAUUAAGUUUUGUCAUAAUAGCUAAUUUUGGUUAUUUAACUCUGCCCUGAUAGUGUCGUGUAGUCUUGACAGCAUGAAUGUUGUGAUGUUUGAACACUGGAAACCUUAUUGUGAAACUGAAGAGAAAAUGACUGUUUUAUAAAAUUGUGACAUGGAGUAAACAUGUAAGUCUUUGAUUAUACAUGGAACUAACACUGUUUUUGUUAUUGUUGAAUGACAAAUGAGUUCUUUUGUUAUUAUUGAUACUGACUUGUUCGUUUUGUAUCUUGUUACAUAAAUCUAUACAACAUU